CUGAUGUGUCAUCAAUGUAAUUCAAAAACAUUUUAAACAAUCAUCGAUAUAAUUUUGCUAGGUUAUGUUCUUGUGCCAAGUAUAUCAUAAUAAAUAAAUUUAAAUAUGUUUGAAUUAACAGAUACACAAAAAAUCGGGGUUGGAUUGUCCACAUUUGGAAUAUUUUUUAUAUUUUUAGGUGUAUUACUUCUUUUGGAUAGGAGUUUAUUAGCAUUAGGAAAUAUUUUAUUUAUAUCAGGUUUGGUAGCUAUCAUAGGUCGACAAAGAACAUUCCUCUUUUUCUUUCAACGGCACAAAGCUAAAAGGUCAAUUGCCUUUUUUGGAGGAAUAAUAUUAGUAUUAUUAAAAUGGCCCCUGGUGGGGAUGUUACUAGAAUUGUAUGGAUUCUUUUUGUUAUUCAGUGAUUUUUUCCCAAUUGCCAUAAACUUUUUAAGGAGGAUACCCAUUUUGGGAACAAUCUUAAAUUUUCCAGGAAUUAGUAUGUUGGUGGACAAAAUAACAGGAGAUGCGAAUAGGACUAGAGUGUAAAUACAUUGUUGUUUUUGUUUCUUUUUGUCAAUAAAAUUAAUACUAAAAUUAUUCCUUUAGAGCUGACAAUCAAUGAGGAUGUGUCACCGUGUAAUAUGUGAAUAAAUAUAGUAAAAUGAGGUUGCACUAUCUAGUGUGUGAUAGGGUCUCCAAUAAUUGUGUAAUAAGAUCUAGCAUUAUGAAAAAUUAUAAAUAUAUAAUUGUAACAAUAAACUACUGAAAACUGUGUUUUCAAACUUCCAAAAAAUUUAUUUUAAACUCUUAUCACUACAGCUGUUUCGGCUGAUUGCCUUUCUCAAGUGAUCUAUUUUUAGCAUGCGUUUACAC
Molecule: messenger RNA, 855 nt
Organism: Diabrotica balteata
Lineage: Eukaryota; Metazoa; Arthropoda; Insecta; Coleoptera; Chrysomelidae
Source: the annotation of a GenBank genome assembly